Messenger RNA from Lagopus muta (rock ptarmigan), 5387 nucleotides. RefSeq names its product zinc finger protein 592 (gene ZNF592). The record is from RefSeq and is a predicted model, not a curated record. Bases 220 to 4128 code for a protein of 1302 amino acids. NCBI's taxonomy places the organism in Eukaryota, Metazoa, Chordata, Aves, Galliformes, Phasianidae. The transcript is spliced from 10 exons.
CCGCCGCCGCCGCCAUGUUGCGGCCGUUGGUGCCCGGUGCGGGGUGAGGCCUGCGCGGGGCCGCGGUGGCGGCGGGGCCCGCCGAGGAGCGCCGCGUGGGUGGCAAUCUUGAACUUCCUCCUCGAGCAGUAUGUUACAUGCUGGUGCGAAGUCUGUAGAGGAGCUGCUGCGGAUCUCCCAAAGCCCCCAGGAAUAGCAGUGCGAGCAGAAGCUUUCACUAUGGGGGACAUGAAAACCCCAGACUUUGAUGACCUCUUGGCUGCUUUUGACAUCCCUGAUCCAACUAGCCUUGAUGCCAAGGAGACCAUUCCAUCAGCUGGGGAGGAGAACGAGAAUCACCUGAAGUCAUCAGGAAUCUGCGUAGAUGAGAACGUGUCCUUAUCCCAUGCCUUGCCCCCCUCUGAUGCUCCUGUUGUGAGUGUUAUUGUGAAGAACACAAGUCGCCAGGAGUCCUUUGAGGCGGAAAAGGAGGGGAAUCACCUCGGGGCUGGACUGCUACACAAUGGGUUUCGCGGGUCUGAUCUGCCAGCAGAGGCUCAUACUUUGGUGCAUAAUUAUGGGAAGUUUGAGUCGACUUUUAUUAAUGGUGAUAGCUCCAGAAGUUACUCUGAAAAACUGGACCAGUCCAAGUCAGAGCCUUUGCCAACUUUUAGUCAGUUUAGCCCCAUUUCCAGCCCUGAGCCAGAGGAUACAUUCAAAGAGAAUAGUAUUGGUGAUAAACCCAAACAUGCUCAAACUCCGUAUUUUCCACCUCCUUCAAUGUAUAUGCCAACAGGAGCUUCAGUAUUGGAUCACUUCAGGAAGGUACCAGAGCCCGAAUUAAGCAUGUUUGAUCAAUAUUGUAAAAAGGAACAAAAGAUGGAGAUCCACUUCCAGCCAGAGAGCAGGCUGGAAAUGAGCAGGAGACAGCAAGACAAAGCAACUGAGAGGUUUGUGGAGUCAGGAAAGGACUUGGUAGAUACCAAUAGCUUUCUUGGAGAAGGCUUGGUGUUUGGAGAGCUCCCUCACAGUAAUUUAGGAGAAGAUAAAGGGUCUGUGCCUGAGCUGAGCUUGUCUUCAUCCGUACCGCCUCGCCAGAGGUUAAAGCCAACUCACUCAAAGUUGUCAUCCUGUGUGGCUGCGCUGGUUGCUCUUCAGGCCAAAAAGGUUGCGUGUAUUCCCAAAGGCGAUCAGCCAAACCUUAUAAAGGAACCCGGUCCUUUUAAAGAUGGGACAAAAGGAAGUCCAAAAAUGCCCAAGUCACCAAAGAGUCCACGGAGCCCCUUAGAAGUAGUGAGGAAGGCCAGCAAGCAGCCUGAGAGCCCCCGAAGUGUGUGCAGUGACAGCAGUGGGAAGGGCUCUCCUUCCAUGGCAGCCAGCUCUCCACCAGCUAUUCCCAAAGUUAGAAUCAAGACUAUCAAGACCUCCUCUGGUGAAAUUAAAAGAACUGUAACUAGAAUUUUGCCAGAAAGUGAUGAGUUGGGCAAGUCUUUGGAAGAAUCACCUCUGGAAACCUCAUCUGCUGAAGAAUUCAUCAAAUCUUUCCCUUCCCCUGACACUAGUGCAGCAAUGGAAAGCGAGGCUAGCAAGAAUUCAACCAAAAAUGGGGCUGCCGUAGCUAUCCAGCUGUCAAACAUAGCGAAUCCUUACACAGAUGGCUUGAAAGCAGAUCUUGCUGCAAAUAGCACCUCUCUUGUGUCUUUAUCUCCGCUGCCAAACUGCGGUGGUGGUGCCGUAAAAGUUGGUGUCGCGGGGCAGCAGCUGAACAAGAAGCAGCACCAGCAGCAGGGUAUCGUGGUGCAGCCGUCCAACGCGACCACCUCCUCCAGCCUCCUUCCCAAAGCUGUGCACUUGGCAAAUCUCAAUUUAGUUCCCCACAGCGUUGCUGCUUCUGUCACAGCGAAGUCAUCUGCACAGCGGCGAAAUCAGCCUCAGGUGACGCAGAUGUCCGUGCCACUGGUGCAUCAAGUAAAGAAAGCUGCUCCUGUCAUCGUGGAGGCAUUCAACAAAGUGCUGCACAGUGCCAAUCCGGUGCCAAUAUAUACUCCGAACCUUAGCCCUCCACCUGACACCAGUAUUAAUUUACCUGCCUCUGGGUACUGUUGCCUGGAAUGUGGGGAUUCAUUUGCCUUAGAGAAAAGCCUGACUCAACACUAUAGCAGGCGAAGCGUUCAUAUUGAAGUUAUGUGCACUCAGUGUUCAACUAUGCUCCUUUUUUUUAAUAAAUGUAGCUUGCUUAAACAUGCAAGAGAUCACAAGAGCAAAGGCUUUAUCAUGCAGUGUUCUCAGCUGGUGAUGAAACCGAUUUCCUUAGACCAAAUGUUUUCACCUUCUGCGAGCUCUUCAGCAUCUUCUACUCCUCAGACUUUGCACUUAUCCUCUCCUUCGCGUAAACCCAAUGCUACUUCAGGAAACGGGGUAGGAAUUUCUACUAACACACAGCCUGCCUUGCCUCUCUACCCGGACCCACUGAGACUAAUCCGUCAAGGACUUAAGUGUUUAGAAUGUAACAAGCAGGCGCAGGAUUAUGUUGCUUUAGCAGCUCAUUACCAGAGAACCUCUGAAGAUAAUGAGAGACUGACGUGCCAGGUGUGCCAGAUGAUGCUGCCCAACCAGUGCAGCUACUGCGCCCACCAGAGGAUCCACGCUCACAAGUCGCCGUACUGCUGCCCCGAGUGCGGGGCUGUCUGCCGCUCCGCCUAUUUCCAAACCCACGUCAAAGAGAACUGCCUGCAUUACUCCCGCAAAGUCGGCUUCAGGUGCAUCCACUGUGGGGUUGUCUUCAUGACCCUGGCAUUACUGAAAGUGCACAUUCACGAGAAGCACUGCGAAGUCUUCCACAAGUGUUCUUUUUGCCCAAUGGCCUUCAAAUCAGCAGACAGCACCAUGGCUCACGUGACCAGCCAGCACCCAGCAGAGCCUCACAAGACUACUCAGGUGAUCUACAAAUGUUCUUGUGAGACUGUCUUUAACAAGAAGAAGCUGCUCCAGGAGCACUUCCAGCAGAAUACCAGCAAGUUGUUUGUGGGCGUGUUUAAGUGUCCGCAGUGUCAGCUGGUGUAUAUGCAGAAACAGCAGUUAAUGCAGCACGUUAAGGGUGUUCAUGGAGUCCCCCAGAAUCCGGAGGAGCUCUUAAACUUUCGACAGAAGUCUGAGAAGACGUCAAGGAACCAGGUUCAUAACCCACCAAAGGAGCUGUCGGUAGCCAAUGGGACUUCCCACUCACCUCUGCCAAGGAAAGACAUGAGGGUGGAAGGACACAAUCCCGAAUCCAAGGCCAGGCUGAGAAGAACUGGUUGGACUUGCAAGGAAUGUUCGCAGUGGAUCCCUGAUCGGGAAACCUACGUGUCCCACAUGAAGAGAAGUCAUGGAAGGGCUAUGAAGAGAUACCCCUGCCGACAGUGUGAACGCUCUUUUAAUGCCUCCAACAGCCUGCGUAGACACAUCCGCAACAAUCACGACACAGCAAAGAAAGUUUACACUUGCUGGUACUGCACAGAUGAAAAUCAGACAUUUCCUCAGCCGUUCAUGCUGGAGAAUCACAUCAGCCUCAUGCACGGCAUCAAAAACCCAGACUUAUCCCAGAUGGCCAAAGCAAAAGCCCCAGAGAGAGACACAGCAGAAGCGAGAUCUCCAAAGAGGAUGAUGACGAACGAUGUGGGGCAGGCAGGGACUGCUGCAGGUUCAGACGCACCGCCGGCCAAAAAACUGAAAGCGCACUGGAAAUGUGCAAAAUGUGGGUUUGCAACAGACGUCAGUACUGAGUUCCAGGAGCACAUACCUCAGCACAAGACAGACAGCUCCACGUAUCAGUGCUUGUUCUGCGGCUUGUGUUACACAUCUCAGAUCUCUCUGAACAGACACCUCUUCAUUGUUCACAAAGUAAAAGAUGAGGAGGAAGAGGAGGAAGAAGAGGAUGAGGAGGAGCAGGAGGAGGGAGAAGAGGAGAGGGAGAAGCUACGAGCAGAGACGAAUGAGAACGGACACGAGGGGUAUAAUGGCGAGAUGAACACUAUGGCGGAAGAGGAAAGCCUGGAAGGCAAAGAGUGCAAAACUGACUCAGCUCUUUGUGAGCACAGGCAGACGUGUGGUGUGGAGGGUCCUCGUAGCACCUCUCAGAACAAUCAUUCAAAGUCUGUUAAGACUUAGAAGCGAAACAGAAGCUUUUUGCUCUGUUGGGGCUUUUUCUCUGGGGGUUUUUACUCAAAAUACUGGGUGGGGAUGGGGCAAAUCAUUGAAACGUUCUGUUGAUUUCUUGGGAUAGACGUUGCUUUCCGUUAACUUCCAUUUGUAAGGGAAAUUUGGAAAAAAAAAUACCUGCCAUUGCAUCCUGAGCACUAACUCUCUGCCAGCUCAGAGAGUUGAAAAGGGAAAGCAGGGCGAGAAUCCUCCCUGGAGUUUGUCCAGCUCCUGAGGAUCAAGGAGCACUUUCUGCAGCUGCAGUUCCCUGAAGAUGAGCUUUCCUCCUUUGAGUGCACUGCUUCAGCCGCUGCCCGCAGCCCCAGCCUUGCCUCCCCCAUCUCCCUUUCUGUCUCCUCCUAUUUAUGACUUACUUUUCCCAUUUUGCCUUUGUUUCAUUCAUUUUAAUUCAUAAUGCUAUCUCAGCAAAGCACGUGUGUCAGGGCCAUGCUGGCCGAUCCGAGAUUGUCUGUGUUUAAUGGGACAGGCCUGAGUUGUACUCAAGCUUGCAUUUAAGUUACUACUUUAAUAACAGUCACGUUUUCCAAAAAGUAAUUUAAUGAAGCAUCAUGAUUCUUAAUCACCCCAAAACAGAAUUUUGUAGCCCCUUUCUGGGAGAGCACAACCACAGGGAGAGGGAGGUGGGUGGGUACAGCACUUCUCUCUGCAUUAGGGCAUCGCGGUCCCGAAAACAAGAACUUCUCACCGGGGCCUGUGGGGUCCUGGCAGGGAGGUGAUGAGGGUCCCCACGAGGCUGGUGGGGCCGGGAAGCCGCUGUCCUAUUGCCUCAGUUUUCCAUAUUCCUUUGGAGACGUUUAUGUCCACGUAGUCAUAUUGACUCUGUCCGUGCCGUUUCCUCAUCGUUCCCCCAACACACGCGUUUCAUGUAAUAUAAUUAUCUUCUAUACUUUUUUUUUUAUGUUGAGCCAGAAUCCUGCUCGUUAUUGUUUACUAUGACAAUGUUUAAAUAAUUUAAGAACUAUUUAUCUUAUUGCAUAUGAAUUGCUCACUUUCUUGUCUCAAUGUGUUUUGAUACAAACAGUUUGGACUCUUUGUAUUUUUUGAUACUGUGUACAUUAGCCUAGGGAAUGUUUUACAAGGUAGCCUACGUAGAGUAACGAUAGCGGGGGCACUCCCAAGCCAUCACAUAUCUAUUUAAUCUGCAGUGGCAUUUGUGCCUUGCUAUAAUGUUUACUUCAAAGUAUUUCAAAUAAAAGCAUCCAACAGUG